AUGGCUGAAGUUAAUAUCACUUAUGUCACUGAAUUUAUUCUCAAGGGGAUUACAGAUCGGCCAGAACUUCAGGUCCCAUGCUUCCUGGUGUUUCUAGUUAUCUAUUUGGUUACAGUACUAGGCAACUUUGGAUUGAUUGCACUAAUCAGGAUUGAUGCUCGGCUCCACACACCUAUGUAUUAUUUCCUUAGCCACUUGGCCUUUGUUGAUCUUUGCUACUCUUCUACUAUCACACCGAAGAUGAUGGUGAACUUCGUGGUGGAACGUAACACUAUUCCUUUCCUGGCAUGUGCAGCACAGCUGGGCUGUUUCCUCACCUUCAUGAUCACUGAAUGUUUCCUGUUAGCCUCCAUGGCCUAUGACCGUUACGUGGCCAUCUGUAAUCCCCUGCAUUAUUCAACACUGAUGUCAAAACGAGUCUGCAUUUGGCUUGUGGUGGUUCCAUACACAUACAGUUUUCUUGUCGCCUUGUUCCAUACCAUCAUCACCUUCCGUCUGACUUACUGUGGUCCCAAUGUCAUUAAUCAUUUCUAUUGUGAUGAUCUCCCACUCCUGGCUCUGUCCUGCUCUGACACACACCUGAAGGAAAUCCUGAUUUUUGCCUUUGCUGGCUUUGAUAUGAUCUGUUCCUCCUCCAUCGUGCUCACCUCCUACAUCUUUAUCAUCGCUGCCAUCCUCAAGAUCCGCUCUACCCAGGGGCAGCGCAGGGCCAUUUCCACCUGUGGCUCGCAUAUGAUGGCUGUUACUAUUUUUUAUGGCACAUUAAUCUUUAUGUACCUACAGCCCAAAUCCAACCACUCCCUGGACACAGAUAAAAUGGCUUCAGUGUUUUAUACAGUGGUCAUCCCCAUGUUGAAUCCUCUCAUCUACAGUCUAAGGAACAAAGAGGUCAAAGAUGCUUCGAGGAAAGCCCUGGGUAAAGGGUAUGAAACCCUAAAGAUUUUAAAGCGAACAAAGUAA
Molecule: messenger RNA, 960 nt
Organism: Ochotona princeps (American pika)
Lineage: Eukaryota; Metazoa; Chordata; Mammalia; Lagomorpha; Ochotonidae
Product: olfactory receptor 8U3
Exons: 1
Coding region: 1-960 (319 amino acids)
Biological process (GO): G protein-coupled receptor signaling pathway; sensory perception of smell
Cellular component (GO): membrane
Molecular function (GO): odorant binding; G protein-coupled receptor activity; olfactory receptor activity
Source: RefSeq, a predicted model, not a curated record